Messenger RNA from Echinops telfairi (small Madagascar hedgehog), 1436 nucleotides. RefSeq names its product histone H2B type 1-L-like. The transcript has 2 exons. Bases 1 to 336 code for a protein of 111 amino acids. Gene Ontology annotation, molecular function: protein heterodimerization activity; structural constituent of chromatin; DNA binding. The record is from RefSeq and is a predicted model, not a curated record. Lineage: Eukaryota; Metazoa; Chordata; Mammalia; Afrosoricida; Tenrecidae. Gene Ontology annotation, cellular component: nucleosome.
AUGGUGACGCGGCCCAGGAGCUUGUUGAGCUCCUCGUCGUUGCGGAUGCGCAGCCGCAAGGAGAGCUAUUCCAUUUACGUGUACAAGGUGCUGAAGCAAGUGCACCCCGACACCGGCAUCUCCUCCAAGGCCAUGGGCAUCAUGAACUCCUUCGUCAACGACAUCUUCGAACGCAUCGCCAGCGAGGCCUCCCGCCUGGCGCACUACAACAAGCGCUCGACCAUCACCUCGCGGGAGGUGCAGACGGCCGUGCGCCUGCUGCUGCCCGGGGAGCUGGCCAAGCACGCCGUGUCCGAAGGCACCAAGGCGGUUACCAAGUACACCAGCUCCAAGUGAGGCGCUUCCACCGCAGCCGCGAAACCGAACCCAAAGGCUCUUUUCAGAGCCACCCACUUGAUCGAAAAAGGGUUUCGGACACGUUAAAGGUUUCUGCUUCACUCAGCCAUCUACAAAUGCUCUAGCGUUUGGUUACUCUGGGGGCCCUGUCUGAAUGUGAGUGCAACUGAGAUUUGGCGUACAAUACGGGAAUGUAGAACUGCUCAUUACAGAAGUCAGGGGUAGAAAUUGUUGCGGGGCAAAGUCCUUGAAAUGUUCGCGGGAGGUGGUGACAGAACUAUAUCUUACUUUACAUCCAGUCAUUAAAAUCACAAUGUUAAAGUAGAUUUUACAUUCAAAUGCUCCUUGGCAAUUUAAUGAGCCUGUUGCCCUGGCACUCGUGGGCCUGGAGAAAGCGCUGGAGAAAGCGCGGCAGCCUGCUUUGCUCGUAUGAGGACGGGGAGCAGUAGCUGCCCCAGGAACACCUUGUGCCAUCGGCACGCCUGACACCGGACACGUACUGGGCGCUUCCUUGGAUCAGACAUCUUAUUCUCAAGCAGUUACAUGUCCGUUGGGAGUACAUAGGCAGCAUCUGUUUGAAACGCAGUGAAAACGCAACAUCGCCCUUGAAGUUGACUCCCGCCCUGGGUAGAUUUAACCCUUUGCUUUGCUUGGGGGCUUAGAGCCCUGGGUUGCGCUGGAGCCCCUUGACUCUGGCGGGAGAAAGAUGGUUAUCAGCUCCUGAGAUUUGUACCCUUGAAAACUAUAAGGGGUCCCCCCGGGAAGUCGGAUCGACUCAAGACAGUGGGUUUAUGUUCGGGGAGGAGAGGUGUCAAGUGAUGUUUUAAUCAAUGUAAGAGGAAGAGAAUUACCUUCCCCCUACCCCAUUCCCCGCCCCAACCCUGAACUGAAAUUUGGCUCCUUUGGCCUCGCGGUGUCAGCCACGCUAUUAUUUUAUGUAAAGCUUUACUGUUAGUUGCCAUAGAGUUGCCACCAUUCUAGGAAGCCCGUGCGCAACAGGAAUGGAACCAUUGUGAUUAACAUGGCUUUUAUUGGCUGAUCACUCUGCCUUUCUUGCUUGUCCAGCUGAAUUCAAUAAACGAUCUCUUUUCUUCUCUGAA